GAACAACAGCCACUGGGACACAAAUGCCCUUCCCUGCUGCCCUCAAUCCCAUUUUUGGGUUUCUCUCCCCAAUAAGCCACUACCCGAAUCCAAAGACCAAACUUUCCAUUGCAAUCUUCCCGUGCUACUCUCUUCAUCACUUAUCUAGCAACCCCAUGUCAUCUUCAUCUGGUCCCAUAAACCUCGCUCCUCAAAAUGCCCCUUUAACAGUUCAAAAUUAUCCGACUCCACUCUCCCCUCCUCUGCCUCCCAUCUCCAAGCAGAUAGAGCUUGCCAGGGCCAUGACUGCAUCUUCAAUAUCAAGCCUUUUUGCUUUGUCAAGAAGUGAUAUUUUAUAUGAAGAUCAGUGGCUCCUCGCUGUCAAUAAACCUCAAGGAAUUUACUGUGAGGCUGUUCUGGAAUCGGUCCCUCGUUUUCUUGCUGAUCUUAGUGAAGAGGCCAAAGGCACCCUGCCUGAGCUCCAUCUUGCCAACCGACUUGAUCGAGAUACAAGUGGUGUUACUGUUAUAACCAAAUCACACAAAGUGGCUUCUAAGCUUGUGAAAGCAUUUACUGAUCACAAGGUUAAGAAAACAUAUAUUGCUCUCUGUGUUGGUUCAGCUCCAAAAUGGGAAAAGAUCACUAUUAAAUCUGGUCAUGGCCGGUCAAAAUUUGGAGCCUGGCGUGUAUAUGCUGCCUCGGAUGUGGGUAGGACAUUACCAGGUGGAUCCGUAGUAAGAGACAUGGAAACUUCAUUUGAGCUACUAUCAGUAAAUGGACAAGGGAACUUCAAAGAGUUGCGUGAAUUUGAGAAAGAUGAAAAUGUUAUAGUAGUUGAAGAAAAGGCUGUGAAAGAUGCUGAUGGGAAGAAGGAUGAGAUUUUGAUAAGAGCAUUUCCUCAGAGUGGAAGAACACAUCAAAUCCGGUUGCACUGUCAAUAUCUUGGAAUCUCUAUAAGAGGGGAUGUGAAAUAUGAGGGUGUAUAUGAAUGGAAAGAGAAAAUAUAUGAUGGCCAUGAACUACAUGCAGAGAGCUUGUCCUUUGAACAUCCAAUUACUGGUUUGCCUGUCAUGUUCUGUGCACCUCUACCCUCGUGGGCCAAAGAGGCAGUGCAGCCAUUGUGAUAUCAAAUAGUUUACCUUUACAGUCAUUCUAUAAGUCGUGUAUGGAGGCAGCUGAAAAAUUUUGUAAGAAAUAAUUCUGAUGUUUUAAUCCAAUGGAAUAGUGAAAGCUUGAUGUGGAUGUCAUUGCUAAUGACAAUUUUCAUUUUUCAGCUGUAGGAGUGGGAGGUUUAUUUCUUUGUCAGGAAGUAAUCAAGAAUCAGGAUGCAGCUGAGCAUGACAUAUACAUCCGAAAAGUGAGUGCAUUUGAGAAGCAAACAGGAAAAAUAAUGGCAACCAGGAUGUCGAUGAACAUCUUUAAAUAUCUGAGUCUAGCUUGGAUGUCAAAAGGGUGAUAGGCAGAUACUUAGCUUCAUGGUCGUAUGCACCAUAGUUAAGUUCCAUUUGUGGGUCUUAAGAAAUGGCUUGAAUUGUGCAUCUUGUAAUCCUUCUUCUUUUCUUAUAGUAGUAGAGAAGUUGAGAAGCUGUUUGAGUUGUUCCACUGAAAAUUCAGGUGAUGAAUUCAGCUUCACACAAAUCAUUUUGAUUUCACUUUGAAAAAUACUACAAAGAAUUUCAGGAUAAGGCACAUUUCUGUUA
This is a messenger RNA of Manihot esculenta (cassava), 1679 nucleotides long. Its product is annotated as RNA pseudouridine synthase 1. Gene Ontology annotation, biological process: pseudouridine synthesis. The coding region runs from base 24 to 1103 and encodes 359 amino acids. Lineage: Eukaryota; Viridiplantae; Streptophyta; Magnoliopsida; Malpighiales; Euphorbiaceae. The transcript has 2 exons. The record is from RefSeq and is a predicted model, not a curated record. Gene Ontology annotation, molecular function: RNA binding; pseudouridine synthase activity.